This is a messenger RNA of Parathielavia appendiculata, 297 nucleotides long. RefSeq lists its product as uncharacterized. Lineage: Eukaryota; Fungi; Ascomycota; Sordariomycetes; Sordariales; Chaetomiaceae. The record is from RefSeq and is a predicted model, not a curated record. The transcript is spliced from 2 exons. Bases 1 to 297 code for a protein of 98 amino acids.
AUGCACCAGAUGACCCUCCUUCAGUCAGAGGUCUCUUCGCUUCGUAAGGCCAACGAGGCACUAAACAUUUACAUGGGGUACAUCGCCAUCUCGUACGUCUGGGGCGACCCGUCCCCUGGGGGUUCCAUUGUCCUCCAUGGCAAGCCUUUCGCCCAGACAGCCUCACUCAACGCUGCUCUCCGCGGGGUCCGCGAAGCGUCAGUCGCCUGCCGCGUGUGGGUUGACGCCCUCCGCAUCAACCAGGCAAACAUCGCAGAGCGCAACCGGCAAGUCCGCCUGAUGGGGUCUAUCUACUGA